ACUCUCAGCAGCAAACGUCGGCCGAAGCCUUUCGUCCGGCCGAUCCUCAGCUUUCACGCCAUUUCCAAUCCUCCGCCGUCUGUUUCCGGCAAAACCAGGAAGAAACGGUAGACUCUCUGCGGAAUCUCCGAUGGCGGUUCGAGCCACGGUGUCCAGGUUCCCGAUCGACUCGGACGCGCAGGAGAAUUCGGGCAUACCGUGGGGGAUCACCGUGACGCCGUUCGCCUCCAAGGAUGAGACCGGCAGGGCGCCGGCGUACGGAUCGGACGGUAACCUGCUGCCCCGCUGCGAGAACUGCUGGGCCUACUUCAACACCUAUUGCGAGCUCGACCAGUGGGCGUGGACAUGUUCCCUCUGCGGCACUCUCAACGGUCUCUCCUCCCAGGCCAUCGCUCGCUACUCCCUCCCGCAGUCGUGCCCCGAGAUGAUGUCCUCGUUCAUUGAUCUCGAGCUGCCUGCUGAAGGAUCAGAAGAGGCAAUUCAAGCUCGACCAGUCUAUGUUGCCGCUAUUGAUUUGUCUUCUUCAGAGGAGUUUUUGGAACUGACUAAGAGUGCCCUGCUAGCAGCUCUCGAAGCUCUUGGUCCUGGUUCACUUUUUGGCCUUGCUACCUUCAGCCACAAGAUUGGCCUUUACGAUGUUCAAGGCCCCGUGCCGGUGGUGAAAAAUGUUUUCAUUCCUCCAGAAACUGACGGUACUCUAACUAUGGAGCUUGAAGAUGUCAUGCCAUUGUUACAGUUCCUAGCGCCAGUGGACACCUGUAAGGACAGAAUUGCAUCUGCACUAGAAAUGUUAAGGCCGACUACUUCUUGGGAAAGGCCUCCAGGAGGUGGUCAAGCAAUUGAUGGUGUUUUGAUGGGUGGGCGUGGUUUUGGGGUGGCAAUGGAAUCUCUUUUCAACUAUCUUGGUUCAGAGUAUGGGAAUACAUUUGCAUUAGCCAGAGUCUUUGCCUUUCUAUCUGGUCCUCCUGAUUUUGGAGCUGGGCAGCUUGAUACAAGACGGUAUGGUGAGCAAUAUGCCAGUAAAGGAGAGGAUGCAGACCGUGCUUUACUCCCUGAGCAGACACCAUUUUACAAAGAGCUGGCUGCUGUUGCUGUUCAAGCAGGUGUUUGUGUAGACAUAUUUGCUGUGACAAAUGAAUAUACAGAUUUGGCGUCCUUAAAAUUUCUUAGCAUUGAUAGCGGAGGAUCUCUUUUCCUAUAUUCAAACACUGAUGAUUCGACACUACCUCAAGACAUGUAUCGGAUGCUGAGUAGACCAUAUGCUUUUGGUUGCAUUUUGCGUUUGAGAACAUCUUCAGAAUUUAAACCUGGCCACUCUUUUGGUCAUUUCUUUCCUGAUCCGCAGUAUGAAAAUGUCCAGCACAUCAUAUGUUGCGAUUCUUAUGCCACAUAUGCUUACGACUUUGAUUUUGCCAACAAUGUGGGUUUUUCCAGACACACAUCAGAGCCUCCAGUUCUACAGAUUGCCUUUCAGUAUACGGUCGUUGUUCCUCAUGAAGAACUUUCAGAGCAGGGAAAGAUUUCUGACAAUAGGUCCAUGUACUUCCUCAAGAGACGCCUAAGGAUACGGACUAUCCAAUAUACUGCUUCUCAAAAUAUCAACGAGCUUUAUGAUAGUGUGGAUCCAGAAGUGGUUUUAUGCCUACUUGUUCACAAGGUCAUACAAGCAUCUUUGGAGGAAGGGGUUCGAGAAGGGAGGAUGCUGCUACAUGAUUGGCUAGUUAUCCUCACGGCCCAAUACAAUGACGCGUACAACCUUGUCCAGUAUAAGAAUGGAAAUGCAUUAACUACUCAGGUUGAUGUUGCAUUCUCGCAAUGUCCUCAACUGCAACCUUUACCUCGCCUAGUUUUCGCUCUGCUCCGAAACCCUCUUCUCCGCUUCCACGAGGAAGGAGUUCACCCCGAUUGCAGGAUCUACCUGCAAUGCCUUUUCAGCGCACUGGAGCCAAGUUCUCUUCAUUGUGCUGUUUACCCAGUACUUACAUCGUACUCCACUCCCGACACACUAGCAUAUCCUCGUCACUCGUUGAGUCGUGCCGCAUUAAUUACCAGCGGAAGCCCAAUAUAUUUCCUUGACGCAUUCACGACACUAAUAGUAUUCUACUCUUCAACCGCGGACCCCUCACUUCCUUUUCCUCCGCCUCAUGAUUGUUUAUUGAGGACUACUAUCAACAAACUGAAGCAGGAAAGAAGCAUCACUCCUAAACUUAUGUUCAUUCAGGGAGGGCAAGACGAUGCUACGGCUUUCGAGAACUACCUAAUUGAGGAACAGGAUGUUGAUGGAAGUGGCUUCACCAGUGUCAUGGGCUUCGUUUCCUUCCUCGAAGAAGUCACACAGAGUGUAUUGGAGUACAUGAAAUAGAUGGACAUUGCCAGAGAACGAAUUUUUCUAGGUGUAUCUAUGAAGUUUCAAAAGACGCAAAUCCAAAUCAAAGAAGGGCAAAAGCGCGUGUAGUGGCUUGAUGCCGUGCCACAGCUCAGUGAUUCAUUUUGAUCAGGAUUCGCGUGGGCUGCUGUUGUCUUGAAACUCAGAGGCUCCUUUUAUGGGGAUAUAUAUACUGAUAGUUCAAAACUACAGCGGGCGGGAUGAAACUUAGCCAUUUUUGUACGAGACAUCGCCUCUGUAUUUGUACGAGGAAUUUUCACUUUAAUUGUAUGAGGACAAGAUUCGCCAGGACUUUAUCAAACAACCACAGUCGCUUUCUAA
Punica granatum (pomegranate) is the source of this 2707-nucleotide messenger RNA. Lineage: Eukaryota; Viridiplantae; Streptophyta; Magnoliopsida; Myrtales; Lythraceae. The record is from RefSeq and is a predicted model, not a curated record.